Penicillium paradoxum is the source of this 744-nucleotide messenger RNA. RefSeq lists its product as uncharacterized. Lineage: Eukaryota; Fungi; Ascomycota; Eurotiomycetes; Eurotiales; Aspergillaceae. The transcript has a single exon. The record is from RefSeq and is a predicted model, not a curated record. Gene Ontology annotation, cellular component: nucleus; cytoplasm. Gene Ontology annotation, molecular function: ribonucleoside-diphosphate reductase inhibitor activity. The coding region runs from base 1 to 744 and encodes 247 amino acids.
AUGCCCUCUAUCAGCCGCCCCAUGCCACCCAGCAGCAGCGACCUGUCGAAGCGCCGACGCUUCCAACCUCCUAUCACAUCCUUCUUUACAUCCGCCACAGAACCGGUGUCUUCUGAUACACCUGCAUUGUCGCAUCACCACCAUUACGCCGCAGCAACCUUCUCUGCCACCCCUCUCGUUCCUGCCCCAGUGCAGUCUUCUCUUUUAUCGGUCGGAAUGCGGGUCCGGAAAUCUGUCGCAGACGGAUACAAAACCCACAUGGCCAAGCUAGAAGAGAAGGCCCCGCUCGCUGCAGCUGACGCUCAGACCCCCACUAUUCAACCCUACUACGGCAGUCGACCCUCGGAAUUGUCGCCAUUCUCUGGUGCUGGUAAAUCCUCGUUCAGUCAUGAUGAGUACCUUGUCACUGACGAUGGUGAUGCAUACUCGAUCCCAUCGAGCAGCCAAGACUCGACUGCAUCGUUUGCUUUGGGGGGUCAAAAGCGCCCUCUAGAAUUAGAUGGUGAUAUGCUUAUCAAUGACGAUGCCGAGGAAUUAUCCAAAAGCCUGAGCGGCCCCUGGAGUGAAAGCACAUAUGGACGAACUAUUCUCUCUCCAACUCUCGGCCAGGGCCGCAGGAUACUUUCUGUGCGUCCCAGCAAGGUUGAACGGCCAACCAUGGAGUUGGAUGAUUUUGAGGAAGCCACUUUCCUCCGUCGCCGUGAAGAAGUUGAGGCAGAGGAUGUGCGGAUGUAUGGGGCUUGA